Molecule: messenger RNA, 6379 nt
Organism: Vollenhovia emeryi
Lineage: Eukaryota; Metazoa; Arthropoda; Insecta; Hymenoptera; Formicidae
Gene: fid
Exons: 6
Coding region: 344-4531 (1395 amino acids)
Biological process (GO): tRNA wobble uridine modification
Cellular component (GO): cytoplasm; nucleus
Molecular function (GO): tRNA binding; S-adenosylmethionine-dependent methyltransferase activity
Source: RefSeq, a predicted model, not a curated record
CCGCCGAGAAACACAGUCUCAAACGCGCGUCGAUAAUCAAUUUAAUAAAAACGAUACUAAAUAAGCGUUCAUCCUUUCAAGAAAUUUCUUCCUCAGGAACUCUUUAGAGAAAUUGCGAAUGUACUGCGAGAAAUGCCGUCAUAUAAGUAACUCGUUACACUUUAGCGUAAAUAACUCGGUAUCCCGGUGGAUCUCCGCGAUUCUGAGAGAUUGUUUUCCCCGUCUUCGGGCGCCUUCAAUCUCGGGACUUCAGUCGCUUUCCGAUCGACUUAAAGAGGUAAAUGUUUCUGUGCAGCAUCGUGAGCGCGCAUGUGGACGAGGGUAAAUCACCUUAGCGAGAGGGAUGUCUGAGAGCGACGGAGAGCAUGCAGCUCGCUCGGUGGCCUUAGAGCAAGCCUACGUCCACGAAGUAUACGAGCAAUGUGCCGAGAAGACCACGCAAAGUAAACACUGGCCACGAGUAUAUCAGUUCCUUCAGGAACUCGAACCGGGUGCCCUCGUCUGCGACAUCGGUUGCGGCAACGGAAAAUAUCUCAGCGUAAAUCACAGCAUUUUCAAAAUCGGGGUGGACCGAUGCAAGCGUUUCACGGACAUCGCGCGCGAGAAGGAAAACGAGGUUCUGAUCUGCGAUAAUUUGGCCCUACCAUUCCGAGAAGAGAGCUUCGAUGCGGUGCUGUCGAUCGCCGUGGUGCAUCAUUUCGCCACCACGGAGAGGAGGGUACACGCGUUGAAGGAGCUGGCGCGGGUCCUCAGGAUCGGGGGUCGACUCGUUAUAUCCGUCUGGGCUAUGGAACAAAAGCAUAGGAAGUUUGAAUCGCAAGAUGUUUUAAUACCGUGGCCCAAAUCGCAUUGCACGAGCGCAGCGUCAGACGGGACGAAGCAUUCGGGUGCAUCGGACGGUAACGAGAAGCGAGAUGAUGAUGCUGCACAGAAAUAUCCGUCAUUCUCCAAGAGAAAUAGCCAACGAAAAUGUAAAAGCAAGAGUUAUUGGAUCGAUCCGAUAUUCAGCUUGUCACCAUCCACCAGUAGCCUCUCUAGCCCGAAUGAGACCUGCUAUAGCUGUUUCCGGCGAGCGUUGCAGAAAUUAGCGAGGAGCAGACGCGGAGGUGGCGGUCGCGCAUGGUUUCCUGGAAGUUGGCAGAGCGGUACCAAGAGUCGGCGGCACUACGAUCCCGAGGACUCGACCGAUGUGGACGAGCUGCCAAUCGAGCUGCGCCGUGUCGAGACCACACACACGCUGACUGUGACGAACAAGCAUUCCACGGAUACGCUAAGCAUCAAAUCCAAAAGCUUGGGCGAUAUCCUGGAGAUCGAGCGGCUCGAUUUGGUGCGUUCCCGGUCCAGCAUCCCAUUUUACUCGACGUCUGAACUGAUCCUGGACGAGCGAUCAGUUUCGUCAUCGUCGAGCGGCUCAAAGCCGCGGCUGGUGAAGCAGAAGUCAUACGUGGAGGAAAUCGGUUUGGAGAAUCUUGAAGACACUGCCAUUGAAAACCUGAUCAAGGACCUCCCGGACUUCUCCUACCAGUCGUUGCGCAAGCGCAACGUACCGUUGAAACAAAGCUCGAUGAACGAGGAAUUGAUGUCGGCGGAACGGCUGGAGGAGAAGGAACGAGUGCGUCGGAACAUCAUGAAGCAGGCGUCGCUGAACGAGGAACUCAUCUGCAAGUGGCGGACGUUCGAGGCACUCAAGGAUUCGAUCAGCCCGGUGAGCGCCAGUCGGCGCUUCCAAUUGCUAAAGAACGGACUCACCAAUAAAAUCAAGCGCUCCACAACGAAUAUCGAAAAGGUCUCUAGCAUGUCUAUCAAGAAUGGUUUUGUUCGAAUGCUGCAGGGAUGGAAAUCCUGCGAGAACGAAUCAACGUCCGCCGCGACGGCGGAGGCAACGACGAAGUCGAAGUCAACGGACAAUAAGGUGCAACCAAUAACUGUGGUGAAACGUAGCAUCGAGGGUGUCGAACGUCGUCUCUCACGCGAAGACGGCUCGGACUCGUCCAAAGACAGCAGUCUGCAGAGCGACACCAGCGUAGACUCCGAAGAUAGUUUCGCAUCUGUGAUUUACGUGCCGAAGCAGGACGUCGCUGUCCCGGCACCGCCGGCGUCGUCCUCGGUCAAUGAGGUUCCUUCCGCGCCGCGACCGGUGGCAUUGCAGCUUGGCACAACGUCGGCACCGCCGUCGCCGCGUGUCAAGCAGCCGCUGGACGGUGGUCAAUCGUCUAGAUUCAAAGUGAUGAGCGUGUCGCCAUUGCUGAAACAGCAAUCGACGGGCACGAAUACGAAUACGAAUACGAGUGUAAACACGCAUCUUGAUGACGCGACAAAGCCUAGUGUGCCGACCGUCGACUGCGAGGAAGCGUCCGACACUGUACAGGCACCGGCCUCAGGAAAAUUCCAGCUCAUAUCGGAAUCGGUGGAACCAGACGUAGAGCCGGACACCACGUCGUUGAUACAUGCCUUCAACGACGUCAACAAGGUGGUCGGUCGCGAGCCGAUCGCGAGCGAGGACGACAGCCGAAAAGCUAGACUGAACCAGAUCAAGGAGCUGCUCAUAGCGAAGCCGGGCUUUGCGACGCGCGCUAGACCGUCGUUUCCUUUGGUAAGGCGUGCCUCCACGGCGGCCUCGGGUCGUCUGGAGACAGUCACGAGGAUUUUGCCACGUUUACUAUCCCUGGAAUUGUUCAAUCCGGAGACCGACGACUUGGACAGCGACUCCAGCGGCGUCUCGUCGCCGGAAUCAGUCGGCUCGGUGAUCAGCGUCACGUCGGACGAACGGUACAUCGCGAGGAGAGAGGCCGAAGGGAAGAGAAACAACGCACAGACAGACGAGAGUCUUUCCAAGUCGAGCGGUGACGAUGUAUCGAAGAGGACGAAAGAAACGGAAAGCAGUAUACGUGACGACGAGUCGUUGAGUAUGAAAACAACAACGUCACUCGAGGAUUCGAAUACACCUCUGGAUCCUCCGCACGACAACUCGUCCGGCGACACGGAGGACGACACGCCUCUCGCGGAAACCGAGAUGACGCGCGACACUUGUCAAAAUAACUUCAAAGCUGACACGAUCGGUCCCAUGUCGCGCAUCCUUCUGGACAGCGGCAAGUCCAUCUCCCCGCAGUCUAUGAGGCUUCUCGAGGCCGCCGCCAACGUGGCGAGCUCGCUGGAGGACGCUGUGGAGACAGCGAUUCAACGCAACGCCCAAGUAGAACAAUUCUCGCAAGUAGCACAACGGCGAAACAACGAUGGCUUCUGGUCGCAGUCGAACCUGCGAACGCGAGCGUACUUGAAGCAGGAUUGUAAAUCCGCUUCGGUAGAUUUGGGCGGCUACGCUGACGAAUCGAGCAGCGAUCUUAUACGAGAUAUCAGUCGGUACUGCCAGAACUCGUCGUUCGAUUUUCUCGAGGUCUGCCAGACGUCGAGGACCACGUCGUCGUCGUCGGACGUCGCGGAGAAUAACGUGGACGCGGAGUCGGACAUCACGGCCUGUUGGGACGGAUGCAAUCAAGUUCCCAAGGAGACUUCGUGGAUCGUAAACGAAGCAUACGACAGUAGUGGACACGACAAGUUCGCCAAUGUGGUCCAAUCCAAACUGAUACCCAAAUCCUCUAGAUCUCUCUGCGAGGAUGUCGUUUUGGAGUCUGAAUUCGAUCGUAAAUUUCCACGCGAUUCCAAGUACGAGGUUGAGCUCGAACCCGAGCCCAAAGCUACAUUCAUAUCCAAAUACGACGAAACGUUUAGAGUCAAUCGCGAAUCCGAGGAGAAAUUGAAAGCUGAAGUCGACCUCGUAUCUAGAUUCAAUCCCGAGUCCAAUAGUAAUCUCACGAAUGGUAGCAAAAAGUCGUUUAUCAAUGCUGAAAGCACGCUCAAUCUCCAAUCGGGAGCAGGACGUAAAUCCAACAUUAAUCAGGAGCACUGUCGCUCCGCCAACACCUCGUCGUUGUUGCGCAGCAACUCGGACGACGCAUUGGACUUCGUGAUGGUGUCGAAGACGGGCGAGUUCGAGUGCGAGGAAGCGGUGGAGAGCUCGAAGGCGGCCGGGAAGUGGCGUUCCUCUCGGAGCGGGCUGUCGAUGGACUUGAGCGACGUAGGCGACUCGCUGAUGGAGAACGCGGCGACGAGCCUGAGCGACGGCAGCCAAACGGCGUCGACAGCGAGGCUGUUCACCGGCAGCACGGUGUCAUUGGUGUCGAAUCCGAACGUGGGCAGUACCACUCGUCGGUGCUCGGUGGAGCGACGCAGACUGCAGGAGCGCGGCCGUUCGUUAGACGAGAUGUCGAGCGACGCGAAGAGGCGGGACACCGCGGGCUGCCUGGUCACCGCGAGCACCGACACCCUGAGCAACGCCUCGUCCCAGGAAUCGUUGCCCUCCGAUCGCGGCGGCGGCUCCAUCACCUAUCACCAAUAUUAUCACGUCUUUCGGGAGGGCGAGCUGGAUCAGCUGAUCAACAAGUACGUCGAGAACCUGCAUAUCAUCUCAUCGUAUUAUGACCACGCUAGCUGGUGCGUCGUCGCGGAAAAAGUGCAGGUCUGGACUAUAUGACUUCGGAUACGGAUCAUCGUAUGAAGGACCAGCGGCUGCCGCGACUCGCUCUCGGCCGUCUUCGCCAAGCUGUACCCGGGUGUCUCGAUAGGAGAUGUCAGCAAGAAGGGAUCAACUAGGUUCAACUUUAAUGAAAAUUCGCAUCUGCUUAGUUUCACUUUUCAGUCGGAAAUAGUUCCCGAUUUACUAAUUCAAGAAAAUGAGUCGCAGACCUGAGAAACUGGGAAUGUACAAUUCCCCGAGUCCUUUGAUUUUUUUAUGUCUAACACGGUUCGCACCACUUAGGACUUGGAAUACGAAACGGCGUGUCGGAAAGAAUUCUUACUUUCGCGAUAAGAGUACUGAUCCCUCUUUUUUUGGGGCACACAGUACACUCCGGUGGGCGAAUUGAAUGCGGUUAAGCGCGCGAAAUUCUCGGUUCGAGUGCGUGGUUUACGACUCUAAAUCCGUAGAUCUAAGAGUCCAAGGAUCUCAAAAUUCAGGGGUCCAAGAAUCCAAGGAUUUCAAGGCUCAAGGAUUUCAUAAUAAUCCAAGUUAACGAGUUGACUUUCUAACGGUCCGUUCUGAAAAACUCUGCGACGACCUAUAUCGCUAUUGAAAUAUCGCUUUGCGCUCGUUGAACAUUCCUUUCACGUUUAUCUCAUCAAGAUAUCUCUGUCCGUGAUGUCACUGAAGUGAUGCAGGAAUAUGACUUUAAGGAUUAACGGUAGAAAGUAACGAAUCAACAUUGCAUUAAAUUGAUAUGUCAUGUAAUAUCCGUCGAUAAAACGGCAUUUUUUAAUUUUCUUUCGGUACUGUUAAUCGGCUUGUAUUAAUUGCAUAAAUGACUUUCCAUGUCCACGGCUCGUUUGGCUUUAGCCUCACUUCAGGGACGUUCGGGACCGCUCAUUUCAUUUAUCGGACUCGCACAUCUCGGAACAACGAUUGCAGAAAGCAUGAUUCUUCGAGGACGCAUCGAAGUAAAAGAGGAAGGAAACGUACUGUUUGCUCGAGGGGUGUUAGUUUUCUCGAAGAGUGGUGCGAUCUGAAUGUACAUGCGUUAAGCGUAAAAGUUCAGAGAAAAAAAAAACAUUCAGAAACGGCAAUUGGCUCCCGGCUGCGGGGCGUAUUUUCUAGCUUCUCGAGGAACCGACAAUAUCCGAACGCUUGAACGUAGAUAUACCUCAAUAAUGCGAACGUUCCACUUCCAGAAAUGUAUACACAUGCAUACUAUACAUGCAUACGUUUACACACGUGUUUACGUACAUUGUACACGUACUAGGGUAUCUCUUAUUUGUAGAAAAAAUUUUACACAAUGAAUUGCAUCGGCGUAUUUAGCUGUCGGCGUUGAAAUUGACAGCGAAAUUAGAUACGACGUAGAACGGCGACAUUUCCAACUCGAAUGAUUUAUAGAAGCAAAUAAAAUGUAGAAAGUGAAAUGCUUGCGAUAAUCGGACAAGAGCAAGUAAGGGACAUCCUGAUACACAUAUCUAUUCACACACAUAUAUACACACACACACACACAGAGAGGUAUACAUAUACACAUACGACAUACGUACGUACAUACGUGAUACAUAUACUAUAUUAGGAUAUAAGGAUUCAAGGAUCCAACGAUCCAAUGAUCUAAGGGUUGAAUGCUUAUAUCCUUGGAUUCUUCGCCCUAGGUUUUUCGAUUCCUCAGAUUGGUUUUUUUUCGUUUUACAGUCUUACAGUCUUACUCAUUAACGCCUGGACCUGCAUUUUUAUCAUCGUUUUCCUCAUCUACACAGAUCUCCGAGUUCCAGACUGUAUGUAUUGCACUACCACAGACUUCUAUUGAAGCUGUGUGAACUGCAGCCUGAAACUCAUCAAUAUAAAGAUUAUGAAAAU